Molecule: messenger RNA, 771 nt
Organism: Bipolaris sorokiniana ND90Pr
Lineage: Eukaryota; Fungi; Ascomycota; Dothideomycetes; Pleosporales; Pleosporaceae
Exons: 3
Coding region: 1-771 (256 amino acids)
Source: RefSeq, a predicted model, not a curated record
AUGUCUACGCAGUCGCGAUCACAAGUCGUACAGUCUAAACCGAUAGGUGAAGAGUUAAAUGGCUUUUGGAAGACUUUCAAGUCGAUAUGCAAAAAUAUAGGCAUUCCCACUUCUUCGCAAGCACUUAAACAGGUAGGCUACGAAGUCAGCUCGGAUAACUUUGACGUCGAACGAAUACGACCUCUGCUCGAUGCGGUCCUCGAAUUUCAGCCCGACGAAGUCGUCUUGGAUAGAGUACACGACACCGUCACUGAGUCAACGCCUCUACUCCACCCUGCAUCGUCCUUUCACCAAACACCCCUUUUCAUCAACACGGUCAGUUUCGCGAACUCCACCGAGUACCGCAAACACGUAGACAAUGUGCUGAAGGGGGCGUUAGAAGACAUAUACGUUGGCAUACCCGGUUUCGUCGAAGCAUUCUUCGGAGAUUUACCAGAUCUAAGACCGAUGGCACAAGCUGUUUUUGACGAGUGCAAGGAGGGAGAUAAACCACUCUUCCAGGUAGAGAGCGAUUGGCAGAGCUGGCUUGAGGCGGCGAAGGAAAAUGACGUUUUGAGCUGGUUUGCCCCACUUACAGAGCGGUUGUUGGGCCUUGCAGAUGGGUCACAGCCGCAUCAGCCUCUACAAGGCUCCACUGCCGAUCGCAAGUUGGACAUUGGCUUUGUGGACGAUCCGAACGCCGGCAUGAACUCGAAAUGUCAAUGGUCACAUAUCCUUGUACCCGGACAGCUCAAGAGCAACCCAUCAGCCGACAAAGCGUCCAAGGCGUGA